Messenger RNA from Notothenia coriiceps (black rockcod), 1191 nucleotides. RefSeq names its product patatin-like phospholipase domain-containing protein 7. The transcript is spliced from 2 exons. The record is from RefSeq and is a predicted model, not a curated record. NCBI's taxonomy places the organism in Eukaryota, Metazoa, Chordata, Actinopteri, Perciformes, Nototheniidae. The annotation marks the transcript as partial.
ACAUCUAAGCACUGUCAUUUUCCAUGUCCAAAACUGUUCAGUUUUCAGGGACGUUUUGCUUAGGAGAAGUGGAAUACCAGCUGAAACCACUUCAGCUUCAACACUGCACUUUGUCUUUCCUGUUUUAGCUGGUAGUUUUACUUUUCUUGUAGAGUUCACUACAUUUCCAUCACCAAAUUGAAAUGGCCUGCAACUGUGAGUUUCGGUUCGCAGCAUCUGAUUAACUUGUUCUUGGCUAAGUUCCUCCAUGUAGUUUUCUAGCCAUUUCUCCCCACAUACUGUAAGAAGUGCAAGCAGUGUCAAUAAUCGCUGACCCAUCGACUCAGUCAGAAAUAUUUCUAUUCACCCCAUCAAUGCCAGUUGCACAGCAUCAGGAAACACCAUGUUAUACUUUUUCAUCCGGUUGUAUCUCUGUUCAAAGUCAAUAAUGUAGUCCGCCAUGGACACGGCACUGUCCUUUGAAAUCCCGUCAAAAUGCGAGUAGGCUUCAUACUUUCGGUCUUUUUCCUCCUUUUUGUCGAGCUCUGUAACACGUCUCCAGGCGUUGACUUAAUUUUUCCAACACUCGUAGGGCAUGGCUUCGUCAAACUUUGGCAGGGUUUUAUAGUUAGAAACCAUCCUCUGCUACCGAUGUUAAACGUAAUAAACACAACGUUUGUAUACUUUAACUGCUUUAUUGAGCUCGCACAUAAUCAACCGACAACUUCCACAUACUGAACCAAAACUGUGCAUGUGCUACACAGGUUAAAGGGGAAACUCUUCCCCGCAAAACACAUUGUACAGGGGGUAAACAUGUUAACAAUCAUUUGUGCUUAAACUUCAUUCAAGCAGCUGUUGUGUGUCCUGUGCAGGUGGAGGCGCUGACCCACAUGAACCGAGCCACCACGGUGCACGCCAUCCGGGACUCGGAGCUCGCCAAGCUCCCUGAAGGCGCUCUGAACUCCAUCAAGAGGAGGUAUCCUCAGGUGGUGACCAGGCUCAUCCACCUGCUGGGAGAGAAGAUCCUGGGCAACAUGCAGCAGGUCAGCGGACCUCUGGCUGCUCGUGGUCUGGCCCUCCACACCCCCACCAGCAAGUGGGAUGUUGGAAACCCAGCCUCAAACCUGUCCACUGUGUCCAUCUUGCCGGUGUCUGAGGACGUCCCCCUCACAGCCUUCACUCUGGAGCUGCAGCUGGCACUCAGCGGCAUCG